AUGAAGUAUGUAAUAUAUACGUAGUAUGUAACAUGUAAUGCUUAAUGUAAUAUAAUACAGAAGUAUGUACUAUAAUAUAGUAUGUAAAUAAUGUAUAAAUAAAAUAUAAAUGUAUUAAUUACAAAAUUAUUUUUAUAGGAUUACGAAGAACAAACUGCAAAUAUAUUAAAUUCUAAUAGAAUGUUAAGUGAGUAUGUCAAUUUAAUUUAAUAUAUUGUAUAUAUAUUGUUUCAUUAAUGUUUUUGUGUUAAAUUUUAGAAUUUAAAAAAGUACAUCCACAGCCUAAAUAUGAUCUUGACAGGAUUUAUGAUGCUGUAAAGAAUGAACUUGACAAACUAUGCAUAUCAUAUGUAUAUACAGAAAUAAAAACAUUUACUAUUAAAUACAAAUGCAUCAUCAAUGUCACAUGGCCUUAUGAAGCAUCUUUCUGCGGUAUUGCAUCUAACAAAAAGAUGGCUGCACAUAAUGCGGCAUUAAUAUGCUUAGAUUGGUUAUAUCAAAAUAAGAAAAUUAAUGAUUUAAAACCUAUAUUUUAUGAUUAUAAAAGUCAGCAUAAUAUUUUGAAAUCUCAACAGUUUGUCAAAAUUAAUCUUACAUCAGAAUCUAAGAAUAAAAUACAAUCUUUGAUUAAUGUUUUUAAUGACGAAAUAAAAACUAUAAUAACAAUACCAUGCAUUACUGAAAUUGAUGAAAACAAUUUAAAAGAAGAAGUAAAAGAUCUUUCAUCAAGUGAAAAUAGUAACCAAUUAAUGCAGAAUCUACAAAAAAGAAAUAAUAUAAAAAUGAAGAUAGACUUGCCUAUUAUGAACUAUAAAGAAGAAAUUCUUAAUAGUUUACAAAAUAAUCAAGUUUUAGUAAUUAAAGGAGAUACUGGUUGUGGCAAAAGUACUCAAGUUCCACAGUUUAUACUAGAUGCUUAUAUAGAACGAAAUAAAAGACAUGAAUGCAAUAUAAUUGUAUCAGAACCUCGUAAAAUAUCAACUAUUUCUUUAGCUGAACGUGUUGCAUAUGAGAGAAGUGAAAAGAUAGGUAAUACAGUGGGCUAUCAUGUACGUUUUUAUAAUAAAGUGCCAAAAAAUCAUGGUUCAAUUUUAUUCUGCACAACUGGUAUGCUAUUGCGUAAAUUAGAGUACGAUUCUACUUUAGAAAAAGUGUCGCAUAUAAUUAUAGAUGAAGCUCAUGAAAGAAGUCUACAUACAGACUUAUUAUUGAAGUUAUGUAAAGAUCUGCUGGAACAUAAAUCACAUAUAAAACUUAUAAUCAUGUCUGCAAGUAUAAAUGCAGAAAUAUUCCAGGAAUACUUUUCCUCUGCAACUAUUAAUGUCCCUGGAAAGUUACAUCAUGUAAAAAUGCAUUUUGUAGACGAUAUUGAUUUCUUAAACAAUAAUUUAUCAAAUUGGGAUACUCUCAUGACGAAAGAAAUUCCUUUUAAUGAAAUAGUACGUCUAAUACAAUGGAUUAUUAAUAAUAAACCACCAGGAGCAAUUUUAUGUUUUCUUCCGGGCUGGAGAGAAAUUAAACUUUUACAUGACAUGCUUCAAAAUGAAAUGGAUGAUUUAUUGAUAUUACCACUUCAUUCUAAAUUACCAAAUCAUGUACAACAGAAAGCUUUUAAACCUGCUCCUGCGAAUAUGACAAAGAUUGUUUUAGCUACAGAUGUAGCUGAAACUGGUAUUACCAUUCCAGAUAUAAGUUAUGUUAUAGAUACUGCAAUUAAAAGAGAAAUGUUAUGGAAUGAAAAAAAAUCUUUAUUUAGUUUAUGUUUUUGUCCAAUAUCACAAGCUAACAUUUGUCAAAGGAAAGGAAGAGCUGGGCGCCUGAAGCCUGGUGAAAGUUAUCACUUAAUUACUCGAGAAAAAUACAAUAAAUUAGACUUGUAUCCGAAACCAGAAAUAUUAAGAAUUCCAUUGGAUGAAGCAAUUAUUAUUAGUAAAACAACAUCUCGUCAGAAAGCCUGUGAUUUCCUUAAUGAUCUGAUUGAGUCACCUAGUGCUAUUUCAAUAAUUUCAGCUGUAAAUAGUUUGAAAAAUCUUGGCAUUCUCGAUGAGGAUGAAAAUCUUACAAGUUUAGGAAAACGUGUUUCAUAUAUUUCAUUAAAUCCGAAAAUAAGUAAAGCAGUAAUAUUAUCUUGCAUUUUGCAGUGUUUAAAUCCUGUAUUAACGAUAGCCACGAUAUUUGGUAGUGCUUCUAAUUAUGAUGUUUCAUUAAACGAAAACUCACAUCCAUUUGUGAUGUUAAGAAAACAAAAGUUGAAAUAUCAUAAAACAAGUGAUCAUAUUGCUGUUUCAGAAUAUUUUAGUUACAUGGAAUCCAAUAAUGAUAAUUGUUUUCAGACUAUUGAAAGUACAUACUAUCAAAUGCAAAAAUUUUUUAUGCUACAUAUGGAUGAACUCAUAAACAGUGGAGUAUUUUCAGAGACAUCUAAUUCUGACUAUUUGAAUGCAUAUUCCCAAAAUAAAGAAUUAAUUCGAGCGAUUUUAUUCGCUGCUACGAAUCAUUUAAUAAAAAAAAAUCAUUAUGGAUAUAAAAGAGGAGUUUUUACAAAGAGAGCAGACAUAUUAACUACUGAGACAAACAACAUUGUCGAAAUUAAAAAUGAGAGUGUAAAUUACAAGAGAAAAACAUGGCCAAGCGAUAUAUUAAUUUACAUCAACAAGAUAGAGUUUGUUAACAGACAUACUUCUAUGAUUCUUGAUACCAGUAUGAUAUCGCCAUUAUCAGUUCUGUUAUUUAGUCAAACUGAUGUUCAGUGUCAAAAAAAUCGCGGAUGUACUAUUAAAAUUUCGGAGUAUAUUAUGGAAUGUUGUAUAUUUUAUACUUAGAUAUGAAGGUAAAGAUGAUUAUGAAGAUAAAUUACAUUUAAUUCGACCAUUUAGAAAGGUCCUAAUGGAUUUAGUUUCGGAAUUGUUGACGGAAUCGUCACGACAUAUUGACGAUAAUAUUGAAAAUGAUAUUGAAAAUGAUAUUGAAAGUGAUGUUGAAAAUGAUGUUAAAAAUUAGAAAAAUUUUAAUUAUUUAAAUUGUUUUAUAAUAUUAUAUGAUAGAAUCUUUAAUUUUCAUUUUGUUAAUAUAUAUAAAAAACCUGUACGUAUAAAUAAAUAAAUUUUGUAUAAAUAUAAAUAUAUAAUAAAUAUAUAUAAAUACAUAUGAUUGUACAAAUACAUAAUAUCGAUAUAUGUAUAUGAUGUAUUGAUGAUAUCAGUGAUUGUAUGCGAGGUCUAUUCAUGUAUGUUUGUGACCUCGUUUGUGACCUCGUCUGCCUGUAGCAAUAUUUAUUUAAGUAGAUAUGGUAGGAUGUAACAAGAAAAUGGCCAGGUGAUCCCGAAAACAUGGUGGGACAUGAAAAAGCAUUGGAUGGUCCAGUCUAUGCUAGUUAGUCAAUGAUGAUAUAUAAUUUUGAUAUUUAUUUCAGUUUUAUUUAUUUAUUACCCAGUAUAAAUUUUCAGAAGAUACUAUUGUAUUUUUUUGUAUUUGUGUUCUGUGUUAUCUUCGUUAUAUAAUUAUAUAAUUAUUCAAUAGAAUCUGAUACCUAGUUUUUUAGCAUCUUAA
Heterotrigona itama is the source of this 3549-nucleotide messenger RNA. NCBI's taxonomy places the organism in Eukaryota, Metazoa, Arthropoda, Insecta, Hymenoptera, Apidae. The record is from the annotation of a GenBank genome assembly.